AUGUCUGAUACGGAAAUGCAAAUGGACACGACGGAGGGACAUCGCGAGGUCGAACACGAGGAGAGCAUUGAGCAGUCGAUGGAUCAGUCUGAACACGAAGGAGACGAAACUCAUGAUGAAUCUGAAGACUCUGAAGAUGAAGAGGCGCUCGUCGAGAUGGAUCCAGCAAAGAUUCUACCAACACGCAUCCGUCCCAACAUGCCAAAGGUCGAUUACACGUCCCCCGAGGCGAUUGCCCGUGCAGGCAUUGCCGGGCAGGAUGAGCCAGAUCCUCAGGACGCAGAGUAUAUCCCCACAGAGGAAGCUGUACCCGAAGACGAAGACCACAGCAUGCAGCAAUAG
Molecule: messenger RNA, 342 nt
Organism: Serendipita indica DSM 11827
Lineage: Eukaryota; Fungi; Basidiomycota; Agaricomycetes; Sebacinales; Serendipitaceae
Source: the annotation of a GenBank genome assembly